Messenger RNA from Sardina pilchardus (European sardine), 3465 nucleotides. It is a transcript of the gene tefa, whose product is annotated as TEF transcription factor, PAR bZIP family member a. Bases 157 to 1074 code for a protein of 305 amino acids. The record is from RefSeq and is a predicted model, not a curated record. The transcript has 5 exons. Gene Ontology annotation, molecular function: DNA-binding transcription factor activity, RNA polymerase II-specific; RNA polymerase II cis-regulatory region sequence-specific DNA binding. Gene Ontology annotation, cellular component: nucleus. Lineage: Eukaryota; Metazoa; Chordata; Actinopteri; Clupeiformes; Clupeidae. Gene Ontology annotation, biological process: regulation of transcription by RNA polymerase II.
GCUCUUAGUCGGGUCAGGUUUGGUGGAAAUGUAGAGUGAAGUUGCCUUUGCCAAAACCCGGCGCGUAUUGGAUAGAGAAUCGUCGAUAAUUGCUCAUCCUUUUUAAAGCCUACUUGGCCUAUUUUUGGAGUUAACGUUUACGUUUGGAGCUCAGCAAUGUCUAUUGAACCCAUUACGAUUACGCUGGAGACAGACUCCACAUCUAGUUCUUUCCCACUGGCUUUAAAAAAAAUUCUUGAAAUACCCCCGCCGAAUCUGCUGGAAGGAGACGAUGAAAAUGACAAAGACAAGCUGUGCACGGGAGAUGUCUCAGAACUCCUGGGUUCUGUCACUGGGCUGGGCCCCUCGGCCUCCUUAACCCCUGCCAUCUGGGACAAGACAAUCCCUUUCGAUGGGGAGACCCUCCACCUUGAAUACAUGGACCUGGAGGAGUUCUUGAUCGAGAAUGGCAUCUCCGCUGAAGAAGGAACUAAAAAGAGCCCAAGCAAGGAGGAGUCCGUGGCACAGGCCAAGACAUCUUCCUCAGUGUCCACUGUGGUCAACAAUGCCCAGCCAUCUGCCUCUGUCCAACUGCUUCCCAUUCUGGAGCUGGACCAUUGUCAGGAGGAAGUCAUCAGUGACGAUGCCACAGAGAAGGACCGCAUGACUCCGGAGCCUGAGGACCCAGAGGAGAUCGAGGUGGAUGUGAACUUUGAACCCGACCCAACUGACUUGGUGCUGUCCAGUGUGCCUGGUGGUGAGCUGUUUAACCCCCGCAAGCAUCGCUUCAAAGACGAGGACCUCAAGCCGCAACCAAUGAUCAAGAAGGCCAAGAAAGUGUUUGUACCUGAAGAACAGAAGGAUGAUAGAUAUUGGGAGAGGCGUAAGAAGAACAACUUUGCAGCAAAGCGCUCCCGUGAUGCCCGGCGACUUAAGGAGAAUCAGAUCACAGUGCGGGCGGCGUUCCUCGAGCGGGAGAACACGGCGCUGCGACAGGAGGUGGCCGAGCUCCGAAAGGAAAAUGGCCGCUUCAAAAACGUAGCGACUCGCUACGAGGCCAAAUACGGAGCCCUUGAACCGGCGGAAGACCUCUAGAUUAAAGUUCAUGUAUAUUUUUAUGGGAUCGGGGAGGAGGGGUUGUUCACCUUACCGAAGUGUAGCGUGUAAGAUGAAUGGGGUGUAGACUGUAUAGAGCUCUCGAAAAGACGAAGAGGAUGAAGAGAAGACUGCUGUGAGUGGGUCGUUAGCUGGAUUGUUGGGAGCUGAAUGAAUGUGAGCUGUCACUGUGAUGUGACACAGCAUUGUCUUUCAUGGUUAUUUUAUUGUGUUCUUUUUAUUUUGAAACAUUUGCCUGCGUUAAUGUUUGUACAGUGUCUUGGAUUUUAAAGUCUUUUUUUUCUAUUAAUACAAUGCAACAAUUUCUAGCCAUGUUUUGUUCAUGGCAGAGGACUGGUUUGCGGGAGGGGGGUGUUAAAAAUAAGAUGAGCACCAAGCUCUGUUUGUAUUGAUAGGCCAUGGCACAACUGGCUUCAAAGUAGGUUUGUCAGUUCUAUCUAGUAAUGAUCACUUUUGCUUCCAUGUCACCUUACUGGUUUGACUCAAUUUUCAAAUAUCACUGUCGGGGGGAUGAAAAUGAUGUGAAUCAAAGCAAUCAGUGACCGACAUUAAUGGGUAGUUAACUGAUGCACAUAUGUAAUUUAUUCACUGUGUCUCACAGAGCUGUGUUUAAAUGCCUUCGUUAGAGGUAGAUACGCAUGGUCCUCCUGGCCAACAUGCUUGCAGUGCAGUGUUGUGUACAAUCUGUCUAUCUGUGCUGUUUUUUGAAACUGCACAUAGAACCUGAUGUUUAAUUGUGAAACCAUUUAUCCGAUUUGUCCUGACUGUCAGUGAACUGUUUGUCCAGACUUUUGUUUAAAUGCAUGUAUCUUCAAAACUCACUUAGCCCAAGAGUUGAUCUCUGUAAAGAUAUAAGAAGAAAGCCAUUCAGACCAAGUAACUUCUUCACAUGUAAACUGCUAUGGAUUCUGGCAUGUUUUACUUACUUUCUUAUAAGUGGGUAUCGUUUCACAAAACUGUAUUACUGACUUGUCCUGAUAACUACUGUCCUAUGUUAAAACCAGAAAAGACUGUUUUUCAGAUUUGUGCUCCACAGGUAUCAGAUGGACUCUGAAAUAUUUCCUGGUGAAUCAUCCGAGUUUUUUUUGUUGUUUUCCUUCUUGAAAUGGACACUUUUGUUUACCCCAUAUACAGCAGAGCCAUGUGCUGGUUCACCAUUAUACUCUGGGAUCUUUUGGAGGUCAGUCACAUGACUGAAGGACAUGUACCAUACAUGUGAGAAGCCUCCUACUAUAGCUCAUGUUCCAUAUUGAGCGUAACACACGCAAGUGGCCUCAACUGAAAUAGAACUGGUUGGCAUUUUGAUCAUAGUAUACUGGGUCACAGGUCAACCAAGAUUGUUUCCUCACCUCAGCAACCGACAUAUCAGGAAAUCCUCGAAAUGCAUUUCUUCUGCCGUAUAAAGAGGGUGGCACUGUCUCUGCAAGGACCUCAAACCCUCCUCAAGUGUCUUAAGCUGACUCCACACAGCACUUAAAUUGGCCUGUUUACAACAGGCUCCGGCAUGUAACAUAUCAGGAACCCAUAAUCAGAUUCUCAGUUGGGGCCUCCGUUCUCUUCAGUCAGUGUCUUUCUGUUUGUUGCCAUUGUGUCAAAAUAAUGUGCUUCAGUAGUAAGAUUGAGAUCAGUUUAACUUAAAGUAGACUAUGUUUUAUGAUGUCAUUGUCAUAAUCAAGGAUUGUUAUUUAUCCUCUGUGCUAAUUUAAGUGGCCAUGAUGGUGUAGCGUCUCAAAAAAGGGAAAGCAGCAAUUCAGGCGAAAUUGCUUAGUCAAAUUGAACUCUGGGAUGUUUGCAAUUAAACCUAAAAUUACAUAAUUUUAAUUCUUCAGUAGUUAAAACUAGUGCUGUAAUCAAGUCUUGACUCUGGGAUGUUUGCAGUUAAACUUACAAUGACAUUUUUAAUUCUUCAGUAGUGAAAAUUGUGCUGUAAUCAAGUCUUGAUUGUGGAAUAAUUUUAAUCUUAUCUGAGGCUAUAAUUGUAUUGAAAGUUCAACAGUUUCCUUGUCAGACGUGUGCCUUGCCAGCAUAUCCUCAGUGUCCUCAACUUCUCUACAGUUUUCUAUAUACACUCUUUGAACAGUUAUCAUAUUUCUUAUAUUGGGCUUCCAUUCAGUUACAACAGCAUUCAGAGCAAGAGGCAUCAGACUCAUUAGCAACCUCUCGAGCUUCCUGGCUUGCAAUUCUGGCCAUCCUUUUAGAGUAUUUUUCUUUUUGGUUAAUUUUGUAAGCAAUAGGUUCUUUAAAAAAAGAAAAGUCUGUUAUACAAGCAGUCUUUCAAAUUACCCCUCUGGUUUCGUUUUGUAUAAAGCAAAUUGCUCCCGCUUUUUCUUGUAAUGUGUUGUAAAUAUUAAUUAAAAACAUUUUACUUAA